AUGCUAUUCUUACCUCCGGAAGAUCCGGCCGAAAUUUCGGCCACCGAGGCCCAGUUUCGAAAGAUAUUGACGGUAAUUCACAGAUUCACAUGGGCUGUAUUUUUGUCCUGGCAAAUUAACGAUUUCCUCUACAGUCCAUUAUGGAUGCACGGAUAUGUUUGGUGCCUAAACCUCCCCGUUGACACUAAUAUGGCCGAGAUAUCUGCUGGACCGUUAGUAAUCCAACAGCUCCGAGCCGUAGGUGAAUACGAGCGGAUACUCCAUGACGUUUUGAAGGUUAUUUCGGUUGCCAUGAUGCUAUUCUGCUCUGGGUUUUACACAAAACCCCAAACCGUGAAGAAAUUAUGGAAUUUGAGCUGUGCUGUUGGAUUAGUAAUCUUCUUCGUGCGUUCCCUCCAAAUGCAACAGCGUCUAUUCCCUUCCCUGCACGAGGCAUUCUCCACCCAGGCCGCAUUUUUCAUCAUUGGCGUCGUUUUGACGAUACAGGCUAAGGAUCGUUUCCCAGCUGUAAAACUCGAGAAACCGGAUGAAUUGGCUGUCGAAGAAAAAGUUGAAGAAAUUGCUUCACUGGACGACAGUAAAGAUAUUGAUGAUCUCAUCAACAAUAAUAAUAACAAUAAUAAGGAUACGGUAGCCGAUUUGAAUUCUCAAAGUGAGCCCCGGCUAAAAGCUGAA
This is a messenger RNA of Mesorhabditis spiculigera, 675 nucleotides long. NCBI's taxonomy places the organism in Eukaryota, Metazoa, Nematoda, Chromadorea, Rhabditida, Rhabditidae. The record is from the annotation of a GenBank genome assembly.